AUAAAGCACUACAUGUUUAUAUACAUAUAUAUAGAAGACCUUGCUUGAGAAACUUAUUUCAAGAUUUGGUGGAUCAUUCAAGAAACACACACAUCUUCAACUUCUUGAAAGAAAAAAAAUAUCAAAACUUCAAUGAAGAAGACAAUGGAGGAGCCAAGCAAGAUCAUGAGAAGAUCAAUCCACACUUUCCUCAAACACUACGAGCGAGCCACCACCGCAGCCGCCCUUGUCCUCCCUUUCUCAGCCGCUCUCCUCCUCUCUCAGCCCUUCUUCUCUUCUUCCUCUUCCUUCCUUCAUGGGAAGCUAAACAUGCUCUUCCGCGGUGCUGGUUUCUCUUCUUCUCUUGACUUCUUCAACAUUCUAAGCCUUAAACUCUCACAAACCCUCUCUUCCUCUUUGUUCACUCUCCCUUUCUCCCUCACUUUCCUCCUCUUCUCCAAAGCUUACAUCAUCAAACUUCUUUCAAACAGCCAUGGAGACUCCUCUCUUUAUUACUUCCGUCUUCUCCGAACUUACAUUUGGAACUCCUUCUUCCUUCUCUCCGCAAACGCCUCUGCUUUUGCUCUGUUCUUCGUAGCAUUCAAUCUCAUUGAAUCCUUUGGACUCUCUUCAAGAAACUUCUACACUCUCUUCUCCUUAUCCUCAGCCAUUAUAUACUCCAUCAUCCUCGCAAACGCCUUUGUCAUCUCCAACCUAGCGUUGAUUUCAUCAACUUCCUCUUCCUCAGGAGGAUACACAACAAUCCUCAAGGCGUGUCUUCUCAUCCGAGGAAGAACUUCAACAGCAUUGGCUCUUUCUCUGCCUACUAAUCUCGGCUUAGCAGGCGUGGAAGCUCUGUUUCAGUACAGAGUAGUUAGCUCUUAUUACAAAGGAGACAGAGACAUCACCUCCAUAGCUCUCGAAGGAACGUUCAUAGCUUACUUAUACGCUCUCUUCUUGGUUCUUGACACCAUAGUCAACUUUUUAUUUUACCAAAGCUGCGUCAAGAACGAUGAGGAUCAGAAGAUAGGUAGAGAAGACGAGUACUCUAUCAAGAUUCAAAUCAGUGAGACAGAGAACACCAAGAUAUGCAUCAAAGGACCAAAGAGUUUCCAGGAAAUCUUGUGAUUUUCUUUAAAGAGAUUAUUGAUUCUUUAAAAAAUACUCUUCAGGUAGCUUUCACUUCAAAGAAGGGCAAAGGUAGACGGUGGAGAACAAUCAAUCACAGGAUCUGCAAACUUCUCUCAUUCCGCUUUUGUUUCUUUAUUUUAGUUAUUACAUUUUCCUCUUUUACUUGUCAUCAUGUAAAGUCAGUCACAUAUCAGAAACUAUAAUUAAUGCCAAUCUUGUAAUUCACAUUUGGUUAAUCCUACAGUGGAGUUUCAUU
Molecule: messenger RNA, 1366 nt
Organism: Brassica oleracea var. oleracea
Lineage: Eukaryota; Viridiplantae; Streptophyta; Magnoliopsida; Brassicales; Brassicaceae
Exons: 1
Coding region: 133-1107 (324 amino acids)
Source: RefSeq, a predicted model, not a curated record